GGGCGAUUUUGGGGCAGAAUGUGUCCCUACGCAGAAUAAUUUUAGCAAACGUUGUUUGAGGUUAGUUGACCGUAGUGCGGUAACGCUGAAUAGAAAUGUAAUUAGGUGUUAACUAAGCGUCCCCGCCGACUGUAGAGUGAACGCAACACGCUAGACAGUAGUCGGCUUGAGGUGGCUGAAAUGUCCACAACAAGACAACAGGCCUGCACUAAAAGAGAGAAGAGGACUCCCAGUAUGUCUGCAUGUUGGACUUGAGUAGAUAAAAGACCAUCCGAGAGGCUGCAACGUCAGAUCCCGUACCCGCGACAGGGGAGGAGAUGGGGAACACAGCCACCAAGUUCCGUAAGGCUCUCAUCAACGGGGAUGAGAUGCUGGCUUGCCACUUAUACGAGAGCAACCUGCAGUUCAAAGAAGCUCUGGAUCCCAAUUCUACAUAUGGAGAGUCCUACCAGCACAACACUCCGCUCCACUACGCUGCCCGACACGCCAUGACACGACUACUCAGGUCUUUUCUCCGAAGCAAAGAUGGAAAUCCGAACAAACGCAAUGUGCAGAAUGAAACGUCUUUGCAUCUUCUCUGCAUGGGACCCCUGAUCCUGACCUCAGAGGGGGCGCUGCUACCCCGCAUCUCACGACCGUACGAAGAUGAGCAGCGACGUGCGGAGUGUCUGCAAAUCAUUCUGGCGUGGACCGGAGCAAAGCUGGACCAUGGCGAAUACGAGAGGGCUGAUAUCAAUGCCACGGACAAUAAGAAAAAUACCUGCCUGCACUACGCUGCUGCCUCGGGAAUGAAGACUUGUGUGGAGUUUCUAGUGCAGCGAGACGCAGACCUUUUUGCAGAGAACGAAAACCGCGAGACUCCGUGUGACUGCGCUGAGAAGCAGCACCACAAGGAUCUGGCCUUGUGCCUAGAGUCACAGAUGGUCUUCUCACUCGCCCCUGAGGCGGAGGGUAUAGAGGCAGAGUACGCAGCUCUCGACAGAAGAGAGCUGUACGAGGGCCUGCAACCUCAAGAUCUACGCAGGCUGAAAGAUAUGCUCAUAGUGGAGACAGCCGACAUGCUGCAAGCACCACUCUUCACUGCAGAGGCACUGCUACGCGCCCAUGAUUGGGACAGAGAAAAACUCUUAGAGGCUUGGAUGACCAAUGCCGAGCACUGCUGCCAACGCUCGGGUGUACAGAUGCCCAACCCUCCCCCGAGCGGCUGCAACGCCUGGGACACCCUGCCAUCACCUCGGACACCACGCACCACCCGCUCCUCUAUCACCUCACCAGACCACAUCAGUCUCAAUACCGCUGAUGAAGAUUCUUCUUUGUGUGGAAUCUGCAUGUCUUCCAUUUCAGUCUUUGAAGAACCUGUUGACAUGUCCUGUGGCCAUGAUUUCUGCAGAACAUGCUGGGAAGGGUUUCUUAAUCUAAAGAUCCAAGAGGGUGAAGCCCACAACAUCCUGUGUCCAGCCUUUGACUGCUACCAACUGGUACCUGUGGAGGUCAUCGAGAGUGUGGUGUCCCGAGAGAUGGACAAACGCUACCUCCAGUUUGACAUCAAGGCAUUUGUGGAGAACAAUCCAGCAAUUCGCUGGUGUCCAGAGGCUGGCUGUGAAAGGGCAGUGCGGCUGAAGACACACGGCCCCGGGGCGUCCACCUCCGACCCGCUCAGCUUUCCAUUGCUUCGGGCACCGGCUGUAGACUGUGGCAAGGGACACCUCUUCUGCUGGGAGUGUCAAGGUGAAGCCCAUGAGCCCUGUGACUGUGACAUCUGGAAGUUAUGGCUACAGAAAGUCAAUGAGAUGAAACCUGAGGAAUUGGCUGGUGUGAGUGAAGCUUAUGAAGAUGCCGCCAACUGUUUAUGGUUGCUCACAAACUCUAAACCCUGUGCCAAUUGCAAAUCCCCAAUUCAGAAAAAUGAGGGUUGCAACCACAUGCAGUGUGCGAAGUGUAAAUAUGACUUCUGUUGGAUCUGUCUGGAAGAGUGGAAAAAGCACAGUUCAUCCACAGGAGGCUAUUAUCGCUGUACCCGCUAUGAAGUCAUUCAACAGGUGGAGGAGCAGUCAAAGGAGAUGACCGAAGACGCAGAAAAGAAACACAAGAGCUUUCAGGAACUGGACCGCUUCAUGCACUACUACACACGCUUCAAGAACCAUGAACACAGCUAUCAGCUGGAGCAGCGCCUGUUAAAAACUGCCAAAGAAAAAAUGGAGCAACUCAGUCGGGCCUUACAUGGAAGGGAAGGAGGCCCACCUGACACAACAUUUAUUGAAGAUGCGGUCCUGGAACUACUAAAGACCCGCCGCAUCCUCAAGUGCUCUUAUCCUUAUGGGUUCUUCUUGCAGCCUAAAAGCACAAAGAAGGAGAUCUAUGAGCUCAUGCAGACAGACCUCGAGAUGGUAACUGAAGACCUUGCACAAAAGGUCAACCGGCCUUACCUACGGACUCCGCGCCACAAGAUAAUUCGUGCAGCCUGUUUGGUGCAGCAGAAGAGACAGGAGUUCCUGGCCUCGGUAGCAAGAGGAGUGGCCCCCAAUGACUCGCCUGAGGCCCCGAGACGCAGUUUUGCCGGAGGAACGUGGGACUGGGAAUAUUUGGGCUUUGCGUCACCUGAGGAGUACGCCGAGUUCCAGUACAGACGGCGACACAGACAGCGGAGGCGAGGCGACAUGGCCAGUCUCCGUAGCAACACACCUGACCCCGAUGAUCCCAGUGAUGGUAUUCUAGACAACGACGAAGUGGGAGGUGGACAUAGACAAGGUCGUUUGAUGGGUCUUGGUUCUUUAGAGGAUGAUGACCCCAACAUUCUACUGGCCAUCCAGCUGUCACUCCAGGAAUCAGGGAUGACAGGCGAACAGUCCGCUCACGAUGUCCUCGCUAAUGAAGCAUCGCUCGGAGCGAUUGGCACCUCCUUGCCUUCAAGGCUUGACCAGAGCGCCCCGGGUGUCGAGGUCCCCCCCAGAGUGUCCUUAAGCAGCUCAGAACUACUGGAGUUGGGGGACAACCUGGCUCGACUCGGCAACAUCAGCAUCAGCGGCCAUUACUCCGCUGCCCCGGGCGUCCCCACCUCUGGUCAGCUCUAUGACAGCCACACCCGAGGCAACGGCUGCUCUGUGCCAAUACCAGGAGCCCCGGGCGGCAGUUUCUCAUCGACGGGGGUCUUCUCGUCCAGCGACACAAUAGACUCGACCACAUACAGCAGCAAUGACCCCAGCUCCUCCUCUGCUUUAGCGGCAAAUGCUAAUUUGCUGGGCAACAUCAUGGCAUGGUUUCACGACAUGAACCCUCAAGGUAUCACCCUGGUCCCCUCCACCUCUUCUGACACGGACACGAAUGUGGAUGAACUCCAUGCAGGUGGACACCAGUGCCUGCAGGAAGAAGCCAACGCCGGUGUCGUCGUCCUCCAUGACGGCAGGAAGUCUCAGGAAGGAAUGCCAGACGUCGCUUUUGGUUCCUCGAGAAUUUGUGACAUGGAGAAAAAGGAAUGCCAUGUUGUAGAGAGGCCGACGCAGCUCCAUCUAGUGGGGCUGGACGCCAUGCCGCUACCUUACAAACGCACCCAUGGCACAGCCGGGGAGCGUGAGGAGCGCGGAGACCCGAAGGUCUGCCACGUCGACACACCUCAAUGUGUCUCUGAUCAGUUAGCCAGCAGCAGCUCCUCAGACUGGGAGGAGCAAAUCCACUUGGUAUGAUCCACUUGGCGGGUCAAAGGUCUUCACAGUUGUACUGCUACGUGCGGUUGGAAUGUAUACAGGAUGAAGUUGUACCGCUUUCCUUGGAAGGGGGGAGGAAGUCUUGCAACUUGAGCCGGCAGAUAGAAGAGCAGAGAACGUGUUUACAUCUUCAGCCGAUGGGAAGGGUCCACCUGGUAGUCAUGGAGAACAUUUAUCAAAUGAAUCCUGCACCAAGUAUUUGACAUUGACCACUGUAGAAUCGAAUGUAGGUAAAACGGAGAUGUGACGAGCCGUGGAACUGUCGUCCCUGCGAUGUGACCGACAAACACUGGAGUCACAUACUGUAGUCGCUGACCUUGAAAUCGUUUCUUCUUAUUCGCUUAUUCACCGCACAGACAGAUUUAGAACGGCAUCCAAUCUAACAUCGGUCUUUUUCACGACCGUUUUUGGUUAUUUUUAAAGCAUUGCUGGGCCAACACGCCGUCUGCUGCCGCUACUGUCCUGGUACUUUGUUGACCUGAUCUUUAGGGUACAUAGAGAACCAACUCCUUCCUGUCUGUCGGCCUGCUUCCUGGUGGCUCCACGCCGGCCGUCACAGCACAGUUUACAGUCACAAAGUGGAUUCUUCCGUAAAUCAGAUCGUGCCUGUAUUUAACAGCAAUGCCAUCCAGCAGUCAACAUGUGGUGUGAACGUGUCCGGUCUUGGUUUCAACCUGAUGUUCACGCUGUCGAUAAAACUCCAAAAAAAGCUGCAGUGAAGUUUAGAUGAGUUAACCAAAUUAGACAAGUAUUUUACUAUGUGAGACUUUCAUCCACCAGCCCUCCAAAUACUCGAGUAAUAGUAAUGGAAGGUGAUACUGGAGAGCUGACCUAACAUCCUUUCAGUCAGCAUCUAACCAGGCUUUUCCACCGCUGCUUGAGACUUCUAUUGACUCUGCUUCAUUUGGAGCCGUGAUGAUGUAGCGGAGCGGUGGAGUGGUACGCCAUGAAGAGACCAAUCAGCAAGCGGUCUUGUUUGGACUGCAGAAAAAAAAAAAAACGUCAGUUCGAAGUCGCAUUCGACCUUUUCAAACGCGGCUCCAUCAAGACCCUGCAACGGAUCUCUGGCUCGUCUUCACGCGACGCGAGAUGAAUCAUGGAGGGGUUCUCUCCACAGUUAAAGAUACAGUGCCUUUAUUUCAAUCACGGUUUUACAAGUAUACUCUUUACGCAGUAUUCACAGUGUAAGCGAGUACGUAGUACUUUGAUGUUAUUUCUGUCACGUGAAGUUUAAAAUGCACCAACCAAACCUCGUUUUGGGAGGGAAUGGUUCGCUUUCGGAGUGGUGACGCUCCUCAUACUUUCCUCCCAAAUUCCAUAGGUUUGUGUUGCUUUUUUUUUAUUCUAAUUUGGUUUUCCUGUGGAUGAGUAUUUCAUGUCAUUAUUGAUUUGGACUUGACCUCCUUGGAGACCAGAAGACACUAAAACGGAGGACGGUUGCAAUAGAAAUUGCUAUUUAUUUGAAAUGAAAGGUAAAUCUGUAAAUCCACUGAAGGAAUGACAAAGGAACUGAAACACUUUGGUUGAUUGAUGGGAGUUUUUUUGUCAGCUUUGUGCCUCACUGAUCUGAAGUUUGUUUUCUAAUAAUUAGGUCUAGAUACAUGAAGAUUGCUUUGGCAGAUUUCUUGAAGUUGUUCAACUGUGAGUGCCAUGUGACGUGCGGAGCAGCGGUUAAUGUGGUAGUGAAACACGGGAUAUACGAUGAUAUUGUGGAAGACACCUCCAACUGUCCAGGUGAAUUAUUUCAAUAACAUUUUCUAACUCGUUGAGAUUUUCUAUUGUAAAGCCACUAAUCCUUGAAAUGCUCUUUGCACUUUCAUAGUCUAUACUUGAUACAUUCCCUCUUUAUAUGAAUUGUUUGGUGUGUGAUGCCAAUAAAAUAUGUGUUGACUUUU
Doryrhamphus excisus (bluestripe pipefish) is the source of this 5596-nucleotide messenger RNA. RefSeq names its product ankyrin repeat and IBR domain-containing protein 1-like. NCBI's taxonomy places the organism in Eukaryota, Metazoa, Chordata, Actinopteri, Syngnathiformes, Syngnathidae. The record is from RefSeq and is a predicted model, not a curated record. Gene Ontology annotation, biological process: protein ubiquitination. Gene Ontology annotation, molecular function: ubiquitin-protein transferase activity; zinc ion binding; protein binding.